AUAUAAUUUUCGAGGACGAAAAUUCUUUAAGUGGGGGAGAGUUGUAACGCCCCGAAUUUUAAUUAGGAAUACUUUAGGGAUAUAUGAUUUAUUAAAUGAUGUCUAAUUAUGUGCUUAUGUGUAUUUGUGUGUUUAUGAAUUUUAAAUUGAUUUUGACAUGUUAAGUGUGUUUUUAUGUCUUGUGUAAUUAUUGUGGUUUGAGAUUAAAUUAGAUAGUAUUAUAAUUUAGGAGUUAGUUAUGGGAGAAAAUAAAUAAUCAGAGGUUUUGGACUUAUUUAUGAGAGAAAGAGGUAGAGAGAGAAGUUAAAAGAAGGGUUUUGGUGAAAGUUGAAGAGAAAGAAGAGAUGAGGAAUGCAAAUCUCGUUUUCAACACAGCAGCCUCACAAAAACUUCGAUUCCCGAUUCGUUAACCGUUGGAUGUCCUUCAAAUUUUGAGGGUAAGUUCAUAACAUCUGAGGCCAACUUUUGACCGUUCGGAUCGUUGAAACAAGGUCUGAGGAGGAAGAAAUCGAGUUCGGAUUGCACCAGAUGUGUUGGGGAGAAAAAGAGGGAAAAAGGCAAGAACAAGGUGGAGCUUCAAGAACCCAUCCUCCAUUUUCUUUACAACCAAAGGUUUUCCAGGUUGUUGAGUCUCGUGUGCUUGAGUUCUUGAUGAAGCUCCGCUCUGAUUGUGACACGGGGAAGAGUUUUUAGAGUCAUUUACUCUAUCAUUUUAUUUUUAAUUUAAAAUGUUUCUUGUUAGAAAAGAAAAAUAUUUUUAUUAGUGAUGCUUAUGCUAAUUUAUUUUCAUUAGCAAUAUGAAGAAAAAUGUAAUACCUUAAACAAAUACACUGAGAGAGACUUAGGAAAAAUUGUAGAGAAAGACUCGGAGAGUGUAACUGGCAAGGACACUGAGAGAGAACCGAUAGCAGUGGAGGAUGGACAAACAUCGCAGGCCAAAGAGGUGAUUGAGAAUGAUCAAGAAAAACCAUAUGUACCCCCUCCUCCUUACAAACCUCCUAUCCCAUAUCCUCAAAGACUUGCCAAAUCUAAGAAUCCGGGGCAAUUUGAGAAAUUUAUCGAGAUGCUCAAAAGGCUUCAUAUUGACAUACCCUUCAUUGAGGCUAUAACCCAAAUACCUUCCUAUGCCAAAUUCUUAAAAGAAAUUCUUUCAAACAAGCGAAAGAUUGAAGACAUUGGGCAAGUUGAAUGCAAUGCAAUUAGUGAAAACAAGCUAGCCCCAAAACUCGAGGACCCAGGAAACUUUUCUAUUCCUUGCGUUGUUGGCAGAUAUGUCAUAGAUAAAGCCCUUUGUGAUUUAGGAGCAAGUGUAAGUUUGAUGCCUCUAUCUAUCUGCAAGAGGCUCGGACUUGGAGAGUUAAAACCUACUAAGAUGUCCUUACAGUUGGCUGACAGGUCUAUCAAAUACCCAUUAGGAAUACUGGAAAAUGUUCCAGUAAGGAUCGGCAAACUGUUUAUCCCUACUGAUUUUGUGAUCAUGGACAUCAGGGAAGACAUUGAUAUUCCCAUUCUGUUAGGUAGACCUUUCUUAGCUACUGCGGGCGCUAUAAUAAAUGUAAAGAAAGGGAAGCUUACCUUUGAGGUUGGGGAUGAGAAAAUCGAGUUUAUACUGUCUCAAUUCACGAAAGGCCCCACCUUCAAGAACUCUUGUUGUAGACUCGAGAAAGUUGAAGGACAUAUCGAUAAACCCACCUAUGAACAAGUCCCUCCCGACAUCCUAAAACCCCGCCCAGUAAAUGAUAUCUUCCAGGAUAUAAAACACAAGAAGGGUCAGUAUUAUGAGAAUGUGCUAGGUGGAUUUCCCGAUACUCACGACCAGAUUUUUAAAGAAUGCCAAAUGCUGGCACAUGGGAAGAUUCACACUGUAAAGAAGAAACCUUCACCUCCUCUCACUAGAAAGAAAGCAAAAGGGAAAGAACCUAUGAGAUGGUUUGAUGUGUUCAAAUGGAUCUCUAAGGAUGUUGAGUACAGUGUUAAGGAUGUCAGUCUGAAAGAGGCGCCCUCUUGAUUUAAGGAUCAUGCAAAGUCGAGCUAACCGACUUUAAACAAAGCGCUGCGUGGGAGGCAACCCACGAGUUUUUAAUUUAAUGUUUUACUUUGAAUUUGCAGAAAAUAAAGAGAUUGAUCGCUUAACACCCAAUCAGUGCAUUAUAGGUGUCAAUCUCCAGGUUUUGCACUCCAAUUCUACUCUUGAGUCGCACCAGUGAGGACACUGUUGGAUUUAAGUUUAGGGGAGCAUUUCACUACUUUUAUUUAUUUCCCAGUCAUUUCAAUUUAUUUCCCUUUUCGCAUAAUAAAAAAAAAAUUUAAAUCUAUAGUGUUUUCUUUGGUUUUUCUAAAUUUUUCCUUUUCUUGAGCCAAUUUAAAAUUUUUUCUAAAGAUUUAGGACAAUUAUUCACUUUGAAAGUAUAUAGGUUAAGAAAGGACGAGAAGCUAAGUUUAGAAAAUUAGGGAAUUUUACAACAAAAUCGGUAUUUUUCCAACACCCAGAAGUCUCCCUAGUAUAGAUAUCAAUUUGAAUAACCAUUGUGCCGAAAUCUCCUGAUUUAAAUUUGUGGAUUCCUUUAGUAGUUUAUUUACCAGUCGGACACCAUCUAUAAGUCACACAUUAAGUAGGUCAGUCGAUGAAUAUAAGCGAAUCAUUUAAGCAAAUAAAAGGUCAUACUGUGGUAAUACGGUUAAACCUUG
Messenger RNA from Trifolium pratense (red clover), 2688 nucleotides. RefSeq lists its product as uncharacterized. The transcript has 2 exons. The coding region runs from base 1064 to 2008 and encodes 314 amino acids. The record is from RefSeq and is a predicted model, not a curated record. Lineage: Eukaryota; Viridiplantae; Streptophyta; Magnoliopsida; Fabales; Fabaceae.